Molecule: messenger RNA, 324 nt
Organism: Protopolystoma xenopodis
Lineage: Eukaryota; Metazoa; Platyhelminthes; Monogenea; Polystomatidea; Polystomatidae
Source: the annotation of a GenBank genome assembly
AUUCCCCUGAAAAUGCCACAAUUUCUCGGCACCUCCUAUAUCCGCUAUUCCGGUCUUGAGGCAACUUCCGGCCUGUACACCUCAAUCCGCCUAACCUUUCGGCCCAACUCAGUCGGGUCAGAAAUCAAACAGACUGACACAUUGCAGCCCCAAAGGCAGGUUCAAGGCCUCCUGCUCUACCAAGGCUUCUCCUCGAAGCACCAGUCGGCUUUCCUUGUUAUCUGUCUCCAUCAAGGAAACGUCGUUGUUUCCUAUGAUCUGGGAAGUGGACCGGCGACCUUAAGGCCCCACAAUAUCAUUGAAUUCCAUUUAACAUUGCCUUAA